AUGAGUGACGUCCCCCGGCCGCCGCCCCCGCGCCCCGAUGGCCUGCCCUCGUCGUGGAACCACCACGGCCGCCCGCGCCGCGCUCUCUGGUCCUGUUGGCAGAUGGCCUUUUUCUUCCUCGUCUUUGUCAUCACGAUCCUCGGCCUCACUCUGAUUCCGUUUGGCAUAUCCUCCAACGCCGCCGCCCCGCCAAGCAGCCAUGGCGACAGUGAGCAUCAGACCCCUCCCGAGCCCGUCGACGAGACACACCCGGAGCCGCAGCCGACCGCCGCGCCGGAGCCGGAGACGCGCCCCGGCCCGCGGCUCAGAGACCCUGCCGAGUAUAUCCUCGAUAUGGCGUGGGACUUUGCCGCCGCGCCCACCACACGCGAAUACAACUGGACCAUCACCAACGCCCACCUCAACCCGGACGGCGUCUACCGCCUAAUGUACCUCAUCAACGACCAGUUCCCCGGUCCUCUUGUCGAGUGCAACGACGGUGACACCAUCAUCGUCCACGUCAACAACCAGGCCGUCAACGCGACCGCCCUCCAUUUCCACGGCCUCUUCCAAAACGGCUCCAACUUCAUGGACGGCACCGUCGGCGUCACCCAGUGUCCCAUCGCUCCCCGGUCCUCCUUCACCUACACCUUUACCAUCAGCGGCCAGUCCGGCACAUACUGGUACCACGCGCACCACAGCGCCCAGGCCUCGGACGGCCUGCUCGGUCCCGUCGUCAUACACGCCAGGAACGAGCGCACCGUCCUGCAGGAGCUCGACUACGCCUCAGACCGCAUCGUCAUGGUCCAGGACCACUACCACAACCUCACCUCGGAGUUGCUCAUGGACUACCUCCAGCCCGACAUGGAAAACGACGAACCCGUCCCGGACAAUGCCCUCAUCAACGGCCGCGGCGUCCGCGACUGCGCCGACUUCCCCGGCUGGCCCUGUGACGCCGCCAACACCUCCCGCCCCGUCUUUGACCUCGCCGCCAACCAGCGGCACCGGCUGCGCGUCAUCAACGUCGGCGCCAUGGCCGAGUUCCAGAUCCAGUUUGACGAACACCCCUUUUACGUCACCGAGGUUGACGGCACCGACGUCCACCCGGAGCCCUUUCACCGCCUCAAUAUCCUCCCCGCGCAGCGCUACAGUGUCAUCCUCGAGACCAACGUCACCACCGCCGACGCCUUUUGGAUGCGCGCCCGCAUCGUCACCCAAUGCUUCACCACCGAGAACAAGCGCCUUGUCCCCGAGCUGCAUGCCGUCAUCCGCUACCAGUCCGACGACGCCCCUCUGCCCGCCGCCGAGCCCACCAGCGAGGACUGGCCCGAGGCCGCCGAGGUCAUCUGCCGCGACCUCAACGUCAGCGCGCUGCACCCCGUCGUCGCGCAGUCGCCGCCGCCCGCCGACGAGUUCGUCCUUGUCCGCGCCAACUUUAUGAUUGGCGACUGGGCGCUGGCCCGCGGCUUCUUCAACGGCUCCACGUGGCACGCCAACGCCACGCACCCGUCCUUGCAUCGCUACCUCGACGGCAUCCGCGCCGCCGACGCAGGCUCGGCCUCCUCUACGAAACCCGCCGCCGCCGCCAUGGCUGUCAACGACAAGGUUUUUGACCCUACGCGUGACUAUGUCCUCGAGACGACGGGCGCGCGCACCAUUGACCUCGCGAUCAACAACUUUGACGACGGCUCCCACCCGUUCCACCUCCACGGGCACAAAUUCUUCGUCCUCGUCCAGGGCGAGACGGGCUACCCGCCCGAAGCCCACCAGAUGCCCGCGUACCUGGCCGAGCACGAGCAUCUCCUCGUGAACCCCGUCCGGCGCGACACUGUCACCGUCGAAGGCUACGGCUGGGUUAUCGUCCGCGUCGUCCUCGACAACCCGGGCCUCUGGGCCUUUCACUGCCACAACACCUGGCACGCCGAGUCCGGCAUGGUGAUGCAGUUUCUCGUCGGCAGCGACGCUGUUCGCCACUGGACCGUCGACGAGAGACAGAGGGAGCUGUGUUCCAGAGACGGCGUCUUGACGGGCAUGCGUCCGUCGGACGAUCUUUGGUUUGGUCAUAUCACCAAAUAA
Molecule: messenger RNA, 2055 nt
Organism: Cordyceps militaris CM01
Lineage: Eukaryota; Fungi; Ascomycota; Sordariomycetes; Hypocreales; Cordycipitaceae
Product: L-ascorbate oxidase
Exons: 1
Coding region: 1-2055 (684 amino acids)
Molecular function (GO): copper ion binding; oxidoreductase activity
Source: RefSeq, a predicted model, not a curated record